Messenger RNA from Coffea eugenioides, 1550 nucleotides. RefSeq names its product caffeoylshikimate esterase-like. The transcript has 2 exons. Gene Ontology annotation, molecular function: lipase activity. The record is from RefSeq and is a predicted model, not a curated record. NCBI's taxonomy places the organism in Eukaryota, Viridiplantae, Streptophyta, Magnoliopsida, Gentianales, Rubiaceae. Bases 125 to 1117 code for a protein of 330 amino acids. Gene Ontology annotation, cellular component: membrane.
CCCAUCCCCAACUCUCCAAGUUCCCCACCAGCUUAGCAUAUAAUACUCCACGCCCCACGCUCAACGCCCAGAAACCUCCGUCCCCUACAAAAUAAUCAUCAAAAGAAAGCAAGAAACAAAGAUAAUGUCCUUGCACCCAGUUGCCGAAGCUAACGAGAAGAGCCCAUUUGGGUCGUUGACUCCGGAGGAAUUCUACGCUCGCCAUAAGGUCACUCAUGGCACCGAGUUCAUCACGAAUCCUCGUGGCCUUAAACUAUUUACUCAGUGGUGGAUCCCACUUCCCGAUUCUGGCAAGCCCCUGAUCGGCGUCGUCUGCGUCGUCCAUGGCUUCACCGGCGAGUCCAGUUGGUUCGUGCAGCUCACCUCCGUCCAUCUCGCCAAACAGGGAUUCGCGGUCUGCGCUAUCGACCACCAGGGCCACGGGUUCUCGGAGGGUCUCCAGGCUCACAUUCCCGACAUCAAUCCCGUCGUCGACGACUGCGUAGCCUUCUUUGAUGACUUCCGUGAACGCCACGCGCCUCCCAAUUUGCCGGCGUUUCUGUACUCGGAGUCGCUUGGUGGGGCGAUUGCGCUCUUGAUUACCCUCCGCAAGGACUUGAAACGGCCGUACGACGGCGUCGUUUUAAAUGGAGCUAUGUGUGGCGUCAGCGACAAGUUUAAGCCGCCGUGGCCGCUGGAGCAUUUUCUUUCCAUCGUUGCCGCUGUGGUUCCCACUUGGCAAGUGAUCCCCACUCGCGGGAGGAUUCCUGAGGUCUCCUUCAAGGUGGAGUGGAAGAGGAAGUUAGCAAUGGCAAGCCCAAGAAGGCCAUUGGCUAGGCCGCGCGCUGCCACUGCGCAGGAACUGCUGAGGUUGAGCGGGGAAUUGCAAGACAGGUUUGGGGAGGUGACGGUGCCACUUCUGAUAGUGCACGGCGGUGAUGACGUAAUAUGCGACCCGGCGUGUGCGGAGGAUUUGUACAGACGCGCCGCUAGUAAGGAUAAGACCAUCCACAUAUAUCCUGGCAUGUGGCACCAGCUGGUUGGUGAGUCUGAUGAGGAUGUGGAGCGCGUGUUUGGAGACAUUGCGGAGUGGCUUCGGACUAGAGCUGAACGCGCAGCCUCUUCAUCCUAUUCCUAGUCAGAUGACGAGAAAUGAGAGGGGCAGAAUGCCGCCGGAGAAUGGUGGUUAGAGUAAAUAAUAAUAAAGCCGUAGAAAACCCAGUAGGUGGGUGGUACUGGAUGUAACGUGUGGGUACGCAUUAUUGAUUGAAUGCAGGUGGCUGCUAACCACUGCAUUAUCUCACAUCUGCAAUUGCAAAGUUUUCGUGCGUCUAAAAAUUGAGGCUAUUUAGUGUUUGGAUUUUGACAAGAGGGGAUUGUGGGGUUGAGUGACGAUGAGGGCAAUGUGCAGUCGCACGUAACAGCCCAGCCAAUGUGGCCCUUAAUCUGAAUUUGGACAAUAGCGACGGUUCGUGAAAGGUUCACGGUCUUGAUUGACGGACAAAAAAAAUGUAUGAUUUAGUUUACAAGAUACAUAUUGAUUUUAAUAUAUGCCGUGCAUAUUAAAAAUA